AUGCGACCAGUACUGGUAGCGACUUCUUCUAUUCCUGCUCAUCAUGAUAAACGACGCCCCGGGGUAUACAAGAUGGAAGACAAAGCAAAUGCCCAUACUAUAUCUAUAAAGCAUCAAGUCCACGGAAACAAUAUUCCUCGCUGCGCCCGAGGACACAAAUCAACUUCACGGCUACGCUUCGCUAGACAUACUUCCCAGAAGGUUACUACUGAGCAAAACUUUGACUGCUGCCGUCGGGAAGUCAAUGCCACCGUCUCAACUCUGGGGUCUCGUGUUGGUGCAUUAGAGAACACACUUGCCGCAGUCCUUCCUGCUGUUGUAGAAGCUAGGUUAAUCUGGAUGGAGAACGCAGUCGUUAGUACUCCUACCAAGCUCGGAACUACUAGACGUGCAUUUUGCGAAUACUACAAGAAUUCUAGAUACGAGACCUAUACUCGAUGCAUUCGUGCACGAGCCUACUACUUGGGACUAACAGUGAACGACCUCGAAUAUCUCCAGGAACGGGUUGUACUACUAGGCUCCCAGAGCGUGAAGCAGGAGACAUUAUUAAUUAGCCCAUUUGGAGGCGCAAAUGAAUCUAGUGACAAAACGAUGGUAGAAGCAUAUCAUCGGGACAGUAGACAUGGAGGAUAUGCCCGACACGUUUGGAGAGCUUGUUAUGAGAGGGGAUACUCUUUGGACGAGAGCUGGAUGUUGCCUAUUCCCUCCCCGGAUAGCUCGACAUUCGUAGACAAGAUCAAAGGGUGGCUGCAUGCAUCAUAG
This is a messenger RNA of Rhizoctonia solani, 762 nucleotides long. RefSeq lists its product as uncharacterized. The record is from RefSeq and is a predicted model, not a curated record. Lineage: Eukaryota; Fungi; Basidiomycota; Agaricomycetes; Cantharellales; Ceratobasidiaceae. The transcript has 3 exons. Bases 1 to 762 code for a protein of 253 amino acids.